Carassius auratus (goldfish) is the source of this 4362-nucleotide messenger RNA. It is a transcript of the gene atp1b2a, whose product is annotated as ATPase Na+/K+ transporting subunit beta 2a. Gene Ontology annotation, molecular function: ATPase activator activity. Gene Ontology annotation, biological process: intracellular potassium ion homeostasis; sodium ion export across plasma membrane; intracellular sodium ion homeostasis. The transcript has 7 exons. Bases 189 to 1061 code for a protein of 290 amino acids. NCBI's taxonomy places the organism in Eukaryota, Metazoa, Chordata, Actinopteri, Cypriniformes, Cyprinidae. Gene Ontology annotation, cellular component: sodium:potassium-exchanging ATPase complex. The record is from RefSeq and is a predicted model, not a curated record.
UAUUACCGGGUGCGCGUGCGCUCAGCGCGUUUUUACCGCAGUGUCUCUGGAUUAGUGCGCGGCGCUGCGGCACUCCGCUCGGUUCUCAACGGGAAGCGCGAGAAAAAGCGACCGAACCGCGUCCGUGAGCACCAGCCGUUCCAUCGCGCUUAUUCCCAGCGGUUAUCAAAGCGGCGCGCACCGGAGACAUGGCCAAAGACGACGAGAAGAAGGAAUCCGGGGAAUGGAAGGAAUUCUUCUGGAACCCACGGACGCACGAGCUGCUCGGGAGAACGGCGAGCAGCUGGGGUCUGAUUCUGUUGUUCUAUCUGAUCUUCUACACAUUUCUGGCUGGCAUGUUCUGUCUCACCAUGUAUGUGAUGCUGAUGACGCUAGAUGAUUAUAAGCCCACUUGGCAGGAUCGUCUGGCUACACCAGGUAUGAUGAUUCGGCCAAAAGGCGAUCCUCUAGAAAUCGUUUAUAACAUGGAUAAAACAGAGAGCUGGGACUCAUACAUCCAGGCUCUGGACAACUUCCUUGCACCCUAUAACGACUCUCAGCAGGCGGUGAAGAACGACGCCUGCGUCCCGGAUAAGUACUUCCUCCAGGAGGACAGCGGCGAGGUGCGUAACAAUCCCAAACGCUCCUGCCAGUUCAACCGCACCAUGCUGGGGAGCUGCUCCGGACUCGAGGACCGCACAUACGGAUACCAGGACGGAAAACCCUGCGUGCUCAUCAAACUCAACCGGGUGAUUGGGCUGGAGCCAAGUAAGGAUGGAAAGUCUCCAUUCGUCUCCUGUUCAGCAAAGGCUCAGAAGAUGGCUCAGACGAACGAAACCAAUCCUGCAGUCGAAUACUUCCCUACAAACGGAACCUUUAACCUCAUGUACUAUCCAUACUACGGCAAGAGAGCACAGGUGAAUUAUUCUCAGCCCCUGGUGGCUGUGAAGUUCACAGAGCUCACUCUCAACACCGACUUCAACGUGGAGUGUAAGAUCAACUCUGACAUUCAGUUCAAGAUCAGCGAAAGAGACAAGUUCGCCGGCCGCGUGAUCUUCAAGCUGCGCGUCAACAAAGUGUAGAGCAACUGCAUCUGCCACACACACGCAUACACACACACACACACACACACACACACACAUACAGGAGAUGGUAGGAGUCCUUCAUAUCUCAAAGUGUUCAGUGUAUUUGUCCGUCCGCAUUCUCCUGUCUACAUGAUGUUUCUGUGUGUGUGUGUGUGUGUGUGUGUGCGUGUCUUUGUAUCUCUGUGUGUGUUUACUCUUGACUGUCGUCAUAUCCAACUGAUAUCAUUCCAGGAAAACAUCAUCAAGCCUUUCUAGAGCUCUAGACACAAUCAUCACGAAUCCAGUGAAUUCAGAGGGACCACAAUCAUCCCAAAACCUGCCAAGAAAUUAUAUUUCACAUAGAGAAAAUGUGCUCCCAAAAUAUAGGAAGAUAACACCAUGAUGUGAAAAAUCUAAAAUAGACUUCAUUUUCUCUAUGCAAAAUAUAAUUUCUUACCUUUGUCUUUUGAUAUCAAGCUAAAAUGUGUAGUCUACAGUAUAUAAUGGCUUUUAUGUUACUGAGCAUAUAGAAUUAGGUCAAAUCUGGUCAGGAUCAUUGGCAAAAAAAAAAACAAAUUGUGUAGAAAUGCGCAUAUGAGAUCAAUAUGAUCAAAAAUCGCCUCAGACUGUAAUCGGUUACAUAUCGUCCUCUUAACUUGAUGUCUGUUUUAUCCAUUUAUUUAUUUAUGAGAUUAAGGUACAUUCAUAAUGUUAUUUAUUUAUUUAUUAUUGGAUUUGUGGUUUUUAUUUUUUAUAUAAUGACAACGUUUGUGAAGACACUUUUGUAACGCUGUUAUGUUCACGAACGCACACACACACACACACACACACACACAAGCAAAGUUAAAGUGAAACGAUUGGCUGACGUUCUGCACAUGCUCAGAUUGCCCCGACACAUUAGCCAAUCAGCUUCAAGCUACGCCAUAUCAGUUUGCCAUUAAUUAAUUUGCCCAGUCGACUGAUAACAUAUUCGCUCCAUAUCGUCCAGAAUGUGUAUGAAGCGUGUACACAGCAAUACCUUCUGGUCCACGAGUGUACUGUUAAUACUUGUAAAUAAUACAGAAUCUGAGGUAGAUAACGAAGAGAGUAGUUGCGAAGAAAAGCGUGGGGGGGAAAAACGUUAAAUUUGCAAAUCCAUGUAGAUGAAUGAACAAAUGUGUUUUCUUCCCAAAAAGUUUUUAUUUAUAUAUGUUUAUGUGCUGUUGAGCACGUCAUGGGUUAGCACCUGUUAGCACAGCGGAAAUAUGACGCAAACACUAGCAGCAUAUGUUUCUCGAAACUUUAUUUAAUUUCUUCUUAGCUUUGGUAGAAUCUUAGAUUUUUAUCAUGUGAUGUGACAUUUGGAUGUUCAAGGCGAUUCGAGUCAAAUGGACAAGUCAGACUCCCGAUUUGUGAGCGAGACAUUAGCGUAGUGCAUAUUAGCAAACCACUAGCCUGCCGUCGUCGACGCGCGGGUGGCCUGUCGUGUUUAUUUUUUAUUUUGUGUUCCUUCAUUUCACCCCCAGUAGUGAAUGUGCUGUGUUUCUAUUGGGUUACUGCCACAGUGUUGUGCGUUUGAAACAUUGGCGGGUGUGCGCUAGAAAAGUGUGUGGGAAAAGAAAAAGAGCCAAACUGGGCCAAACUUUCGAAAUUAACGAGUCCAUCCGUCGCACAUCAGCACACAAUUUACAGCCUGAUGUUGGGAUCAGUUCAAUGUUUACACAGAGCAGUGAUUAAUAACUAGCUAAACUUACGCUGCCUGCCGUACGUUUACUACGAUCUACUUCACGUGUGCUGCCUGACCGCUCUAUGUCAUGGAAUAGAUUUUAUAUGUUUUUAAGAUAUGGUAGAUCCAAUUAUUGCACAUUAUUUCAGAUUUCUGUACUUUAGACACUGCAUCGAUGCGUGUUAGCAUGUCGCUGCACCGAGUGCUUGUAUACAGAGCGAGCGUAGAUCAUGCACAUUAUUCAUUUCCGUAAGAAGAAAAAUCAAGCAGACAGGAAUCUGGGACAACAUUAACCAUGUAAACAGCACAUGAAGUCAUCAGUGAUCUCACUCUUAAAGUCGUGGUCAUGUGGUCAUGAUGCUUGGUGCAAUUCUGCAAGAGAGAUCCAGUCAUUUCAAUAGAAAUACAGAAUACAUUUCCUGCGCUGACCAACAGAAAGCGAUGGAAGCUUAUUUCCACCACGUAAGAAAAAAAAAAUCAAGUUUAGGUCAUAUGAGAUUAAAUUAAGAUAAAAUUUUAGAAAUUGAAAUUAUGAGAUUAAAAAAAGGCAACAUCAAAAAAUCUCGUAUGAGAUUGUCAUAAUUUUCUCAUAAUGUCAUAAUGUCUUUUUAUGCCAUAAUUUUGAUAUGGUAUCUCAUAAUUGACUUGAUAUGUCAACUUUGAGUUUUAAAGUCAUAAUUUCAACAUUUCAUCUUAUAAUUGUGACAUACAUCAGUGUUGACUUUUUAUCUCAUAUUUAUGAGUUAAUAUGUAAAUUUUGACUUUAAAACUCAUAAUUAUGACUGUCUAUGUAAACACCUUUUAUCUCAUAAUCAUGAUUGUUUAUGUGAUAAUUAUGACUUUAAAUCAGAAUAACUUAUAAAGUGAGAAACAUGUUGUCUCAUAAUUCGAUUUUUAUCUCAUAAUUAUGAAUCAGUACAUAAAUUGUGACUUUUAAACUCAUAAUUAUGACUUCACAUCAUAAUUUUGACUUUUUAUCUCAUAUUCAACUAUGUAAAUUUCGAUUUCGAUUCAAAUUUUGACUUCUCGUCUUUUUAGCAUAAUUAUGACCAAUUAUAAAGCCAUAAAUUCAAGUUUGUAUCUCAUAAUUAUGACUAUGUUAUAAUUCCAACUUUUUAUCUCAUAAGUAUGACUUAAAAAGCAUAUUUGUUUUUCUUAUAUGGAAGAAAUGGGAUUCCAUAAAAAGCUAAUAAGAUACAUGUAUAAUUUAAAUUUAUAAAGUCAUAAUUAUGAUAUCCUCAAUUUUGACUUUUUAUCUCAUAAUUAUGGUUGUUUAUGUGAUAAUUAUGAAUUUAAAUCAUACUUAUAAAGUCAGAAACAUUUUGUCUCAUAACUAGGUUUUUAUCUCAUAAUUAUGAAUUGGUAGAUAAAUUGUGACUUUUAAAGUCAUAAUUACAACACCUCAUAAUUUCGACUUUUAAUCUCAUAUUUGACUUAGUAUGUCAGUUUUAAAGUUUUUAUCUCAUUAUUAUAACUUACAAAGCAUGAUUUUAUUCUCUUACAUGGAAGAAAUUGGAUUCCAUAAAAAGUGAACUGGUUUUUAAUUGACUGGUGUUUUUUCACAAUGGUGACCACACAUUUACAGCUUCAAUAACACCUAGACGCUUCGGACAA